ACGUUAAUGAAGACAUUUCGCAUAUUUUGUUAAAUUGCUCAAAAUAUACACCAACAAGACAAAAUUAUCCAACACUACUUAAAUAUAACGAUAUCUAUCGUUUACUUGGAAAUGAACCAAUUGAAAAUUGGACAUCGAUUACCAGUUUCAUUCGAGCUGCUAAUAUUAAUAUCUAAUACAACACACUCCACACUGCUCAUUUAACACACUAUAACACCAUCCACGCUUAUACCAACUCACAAAAUCUCAAAAUUAAAAUUUCUCACACAUAUUGAUAACAUUUUCAUCGCUUAUCGUUCAUCGUCAUCGCUCAUCGUUCAUUGUCAUCAUAACAUCACCAGAAACUACUGCACGAUAUUUACAUAGCUGUCCAUUAAAUUUUGUUUUUCUUGAAAUUUAAUUUCAUACAUUGGCAGUGGCGUUAACCCGUUCCAACGGGGCGGCCAAAUAAUUCUUCCCUCUUCACGGAAGGAAGUAACUUAAUAUUUAAAAAAAAAAAAAUAAAAUGGCUACGAGGUCUUGCGCGUACAAGGAUUGCGAGUAUUACUAUGCCCUCCGUGGUAACACUCAGCCCAGAUCCAUGUUCGCCUUUCCGAAACAAGCUGAAAGGGCCCGAAUCUGGCACGAGAAUGGACAAGUGCAUCCAAAAAUUCCUCAAACACAGCUAUUUAUGUGCGCCAGUCACUUUGACCGCAAGUUCAUAUCCUCGUCCAAAAACCGGACGCUCCUUGUGGGCGAGGCGGUGCCGUUUCCGUAUGGCAAAACUGAUCCCGAUCCGGAGGAGGAGCCCGAGCAGGUGGCCUCAACUUCCCAGGAGAGCUACCUUAUAAACCUGAGUGACGAUGAAGUGAGCAUCAAUAGUGUGGACACUACUUCAAGGACCAACCCUCCUGAGACAGAGCCUCACCGCGACCUCAAGGCUCCCUCCACCAAGCGCUCAAGGGAAUCGACUUUAACCAUUCACCCGUCUGAAAAGGAAGCUCCGAAAGCGGAUCCGAGUCCCACCGAAGCGCAUGUUAGUGUCGAGCCUAGCAUUAUUGAUACUUCCGAAGUGUCAGUUUUCACUUUUAAGGGCCAGGAGUACGUGCAAAUGUCUAUGGACUAUUAUUUGAAGGAGAAGCAAAUGAUGGCCGAACUACUUAACAACUACAGGAACGCUUUAAGGAGUAUCAAGGGCCACGUAUCGCAGCUGGACCUUUGACGUAGUAUAUACAAAUACAAAACGGGAACCUAGAACGAAUGAUCUUUAAUAAUAUAUAAUGCUAUAUUUAUAUGCUAAUUGUUUACACGUGUACUUAUUAAAUUAGUUAACAUUU
Molecule: messenger RNA, 1316 nt
Organism: Drosophila biarmipes
Lineage: Eukaryota; Metazoa; Arthropoda; Insecta; Diptera; Drosophilidae
Gene: Dlip2
Exons: 2
Coding region: 506-1201 (231 amino acids)
Source: RefSeq, a predicted model, not a curated record